CGUAAGCAGCGGGGGAAACAGCCUGCGAUUGCCCAGGAGCGCCCGGCACCUUUCCGGAAGUGAAAAGAAACCAGGCCGGCAGUGCGCAUGCGACACUGGAGUCCGACUUGUGACUGAGCGGUCCGUGCUCAGCGGUGUUUCGAGUCGCCCAGAGAGGUCGAGGAAUUAAGAUUGGCCUAGCAAUGAGACUCACCUCACCAAGAAAUAUCAUCAAAGGAAUUAUCAUUGUUGAAGGUUUUGGACUUUGGGCAGCAUAUCUAUUGUAUUUCAAUAUGGACAAAAGUCAAGAUUUUAGGGAGAAAAUGAAGAGACGAUUCCCAUUUAUUCUGGAAGUUUAUUACAAAAGUAACGAGUGGGCUGGUAUAUAUGGCAAAAGGGAGGAAGAUAAAGAGAUGUGGUUACAAACAAAAAAAUACAACUUUUCCCCUUGCAAGAACACUUUUACAAUUGAAAAUAGUAAUGGAACCACCAAGAAGGAAUCCGUCAUAUAAGAGGUAGAAUUCUAGAUACAUGAAAAGGAUCAUUUAAAAAAACAUUUGUUACCU
Molecule: messenger RNA, 545 nt
Organism: Pogona vitticeps (central bearded dragon)
Lineage: Eukaryota; Metazoa; Chordata; Lepidosauria; Squamata; Agamidae
Source: RefSeq, a predicted model, not a curated record